Molecule: messenger RNA, 1686 nt
Organism: Clonostachys rhizophaga
Lineage: Eukaryota; Fungi; Ascomycota; Sordariomycetes; Hypocreales; Bionectriaceae
Source: the annotation of a GenBank genome assembly
AUGUUACCCACUGCCAAGCGCGGGAAGAAGUCCAAGGCCUGUGACAGGUGCUCACAGAGCAAAGUUUCCUGUGACCUGGAGCUUCCGUGCUCGCGGUGCCGGGCCGGCAGUAUGCCCUGCUCAUACUCGAGAGCCGAGACUGAUGCGACUGCUAUUCAACAUUCCGUCACUAAAGUCACCGCGGAUGAGAUCCCCUGGCUGCUGAAGAUGACAAACCCAUCCGCUGUCGCUGGCGGAGAAGACGGGGCGGCACGAGAUAUCUUUGCGGACCAUGACCAGUUCGAUGCCUUCUGGACAUUGCCAAUCCCACAGGCAUCUGACGAGGAACACUCCACACCUUCCACUGAGGAGGACUUCUUCGGUCAUGGUCUUGCUGCGUGGAUUGCGGAUUCAGAUGGUGAUCAUCCCGACUUUAACUUUGACGAUUUCAUGGACAUCGAGCAUGAUGCUUCAUUAGUGUCCCCCAUCGUCUUGAGUCGGAUGGACGAGAUGGUAUCUAAUCUUAGUAUAACCCACGAAAGGAUGAGACUACUCGACGUUAUCGAUCAAGACGCCAUCUUUGACACGAACCUCGCCCAGAUGGUCUUCACCGCGAGUAACCUGCAGUACUUCGUGUGGCUCUACUUCCAACGCGUCCACCGCUACCAUCCAAUCCUCCACCCCCCGUCCUUCGACUGCGAGACGAGCUCGCUGCCCCUCGUCAUGUCCGUCUUCCUCUUCGGCUCCCUGUUCUCCGCCCCGUUCGACAGCGCCAUAUCAGCCCGAAGCUUCUUCGACGUCGCCGAGGAGUACAUCUUUAGCCACCCCGAUCUGAGGCAGAUCCUCCGCCCGGUGGGCAAUUAUACCUCGCAUGCGUCCUCCACAAAGUCAAUCGAGAUCCUCCAGGCGGCCUUGACAAUCGGCAUGAUACAGAACAGCCGUAAUGACCAGGCUACUCGGCGUCGUAUGCGGAUUGAACGAUAUCCCGUGUUCACGUCGGCGGUUCGGUUAUCUGGCGCCUUCGAGGCUCGACACCGGCGGGAGGUGGCAGCCAACACAGCCCUCACGUGGGAUGAUUUUGUGCAUGACGAGCUCAGAGUCAGGUUAUCUCACUGGACACAGCUGAACAGCAACUUCAUCGUCGGCUGUUUCAAUGGCCACACGCAGGCCUACAUGUGCGAAAUGACAGGCGACAUGCCCUGCAGAACGGCCCUCUUUGAAGCGGAGACCUCUGACGUGUUCAAAUACCAGGUCUCUUUGGAGCCCGGCGGCCCUCGGCCCCAGUCACUGGCAGGCUCGAUUUCACUUCUCCUCCAGGAUUCGUGGCCCGGGCCGGACGAUGAAUCAUACCGUCGUGUCACGCCGGAGAUCCUAGCACUUAUCAUCAGCUCCCUCGGAGUGGUCGGCGUAGUAGCAAGAACCAACUGCCUCUUCCCCCUAUCGUACAGAGCCCUCCUGCGCGCAUUCAUGAGGUGGAAGUCGCUCUGGGACGCGAAGAUGAAGGAGAGCGAAGCGACGGGCAGGCAGGUCGGCUUUUCGAAGCACGCAAUGGAGAUGUGGUGGCUCUGCGUGGCUGUUGUCAAGGCGCAGCAGUCCGGGGACAAGUCCAAGUAUAUCUCCAACAUGGCCAUUGAUUCCUUCAACAGCGUCAAUGAAUUUCUGACCCGGUAUAUCACGACGUUGUCUUCUCAUGAAGGUUCUGCGUGA